Phaedon cochleariae (mustard beetle) is the source of this 2348-nucleotide messenger RNA. Lineage: Eukaryota; Metazoa; Arthropoda; Insecta; Coleoptera; Chrysomelidae. The record is from the annotation of a GenBank genome assembly.
GCAGUCAGUUGUUUCGACUCGGGCUGAGCGAAGCUCGGCCAACUCGAUUCGAAUUCGCGCCAAAAUUAAAUGCUGCCAAGACGUGCAGUUAUCAUGGAAAACGCGCAAUUUUUGUUUGUUUAAUAUUGCCGUUUUGAUACCACUAUCUGUGUUCACUGUAUUUGUCGAUUAAUAUUUCUAUUAUUGUGUUAGGAAACAGCACUCUUGUUCUGUUUUUGUUUGAUAACAAAAAGUGCCUGGAUUUUCGUGGAGAAAAUGUGUUCGAUAUUGUGAUCAGUUUUUGAAUUUGUUUUGGUUGACACACCAGUACUGAAAAAUGAAUAACUUUUUUUUAGUGUGCCUUUUCCUUAUCGUGAAUUUUGGUACAGCCAUGCAUCGUAAAUCAAAUGCCACACGUCACAAUCACCCUAGGUCCUUAAAGACCCUACAAGACCCUACUAGAUCGCCUUUUUCGAGCAACGACACAAGCGAGGCCUUCUCAGAAUGGACUUCCUGGAGCAGGUGUCAAGACUGCAUCCAAAGAAGGAUGAAAGUUUGCAUAAGUAUCGCUUGCUAUGGAUCCAGAAUGUACGAGGAAAGGCCUUGUCAAAAGAAAAGAUGCAAAAGAAAACGCAAAAUGAAGGAAACGUUCAAUAUCGUUCACCUAAACGAGAGCAGCAGGUAUUUGAUAAAACAAGCACCUGCGGACAUUUGGAGUAGAUGGUCCGAGUGGUGGACUUGUACUGUGGAUUGCAGGACUUUUAGAAUGAGAAGAUGCAAAAAACCAGGACGAUGUAACAAGGAAAUACAAAGGGAAGACGCUUAUUGCUAUCACGAAAAAUCCAACUGUGAAGUUUACGUACUCAACUUGAUGGGCAACCAAAACAAUUUUCAUGAUAAUAGGAGGUAUGAAUAUAGUAAUAAUGAUGAAGAUACUGUAGUGAGUAAACCUAGAAGAAAUAAUUACAGUGAGAAGAAGUGUGGUAUAGCAAGUAGGAAAUCGAAAAUGUUGAAAAUUAUUGGAGGUACAGAAGCUAAGAGGUACAAAUGGCCGUGGCAUGUAGCAGUUUUGAACCAAUAUAGGGAAGUAUUCUGCGGAGGCACCCUCAUCUCCCCGCGCUGGGUCCUCACGGCCAACCACUGCAUCCGGAAGUACCUCAAGGUUCGCCUCAACGUCCACGAUCUGCGCGCCUCUGAUGGCGGAGACCUCGAACUACCCGUCUCGAAGAUGUUCCCCCACCCCAAGUUCAACUUCAAGACGGUCGAGAACGACAUCGCGCUGCUUAUGCUCCCUAAAUCUGUGCGCACUCCCGUCGCCUGUCUGCCCAACAAACGGCCACGCACGCGCCAGCUGUGCUCGGUGAUGGGGUGGGGGAAGAUUGAUCCGGGGGAUGUGUACGGGGUGCCGGUGUUGCACGAGGCCAAGCUGCCCAUAGUCCAUCCGAAGACCUGCAGAAAGUCCUACAGGCAGUUCCUGAUCAGCGACAACAUGCUUUGCGCCGGUUGGGCGUCGGGACGCUCUGAUACUUGCGCCGGGGACAGCGGCGGAGGCCUGAUGUGCCCCAGUAGAAGGCGCAAGCGCACCACGUACAGUGUACAGGGCAUCACGAGUUUCGGGGACGGAUGCGGCAGGAGGAACAAAUACGGAAUUUAUACUCAAGUGCACAAUUACGUAGGGUGGAUCAAUUAUAUCAUUCAGCACUAUUCAUAGCUCUGUGUUUGCCAUUAGAAUCGUUGGAGUGAUAUUCCCAACUGAGACGUUGUGUUUUGGGAUUCUCAAGAUGUUUUUUGAAUGGAAUUGAAUUGUGAUUUGAUGCCUCAUAUAAUGUUCCUCAAAAAAUGAGACAAUAAUAAAUAACGGCGCUAGGACUGGGGUAAAUUUUAGCCGUUUAGCCAGUACCUAUAAUAAAAAAUUCAAAAUUUUGUAGGCAAAUAUACCUAAAAUCAUCUCUCAUUGAAUUCGAUGGGGUUUUCCAACUGAAGCUUCUGAAUAAUGCAGAUAUAUUUUUAAAUUUCGGAUCCUCAUCAUGUAUAUGAUUGUUUUUGUUUUAUUUUCAAAGUCAGCAUAUUGAGAAUGUUACAGUUAAAGGGUACUCUUCACAACAGGUAUAUGUAUAGACGUAAUUAUUUAUUGAUUUUCACACAUCACUUUCUUUUUUAAUUCUUAUAAUCUAGUCAUAGGAUGUUGACGUACAUUGAAAUAAUAAGCUCAUUUCUUUAUGUUAAGAAAUUCCGACAAAAGGGCAUUGUUUCAAGGAUUUUGACUGCAACAUGAAUAAUUUGAGAGACAAAGUGAAGAUUUUUGUAAAUAUUUAUAAUUUUUAGGAUUUUGCACUCAUACAUUUGAUAAAAUAAUAUUGAUCGACAAA